AUGCGGCUUGGUGCCUGGUGUCCAGCAGCAUGGUUGCACCUCUGUGCCAAACGCCCCCAGAACGUCCAGACGUGUGGUCUUGUAUCUCUCCCCGCCCCUUACCACUACUACACCCUCGCCGCCGCGUCUGGCUUAUGUUUGGAUCAACCCCCAUGGGCCCACGGGCGUCAUGGUGCUGUCGCGACAAUGCCAUGGCGGCCGCCCUACGGCGCUGCGUGUCCUGCUGAGCAGGCUGCAGCAGCCACUCGGCUCGACACACGCAGCAGCGCCCGCGACGGUGGCUGGCGAGGGCGACAGCGAGGGGUGGCGGUAGUGGUGGUGAUGGUGGUGUCGAGGGCGUGGGUGUGUGGCAGAGGGGCAGCAUGGCAGGACGGCUGCGACCGCGACUGCGACAGUGCGGAAACACAGCUUGCACGCGCUGCACGGCGACGAGAUAGUGCUACGGGUGCUGACAGUCGAUGUCAAAAAGGCUGGGCUCAGGGUACCGGCACCGGGCAGGCUCCCUGGUACUCUGACUACGGUGGCACGGUGGCGCACGAGGAGCAGGGUGUCAUGAUUAACGACGGAUCAGCGCCGCCAAAGCGGCAGACACACCUCCACAUCUGA
Messenger RNA from Exserohilum turcica Et28A, 606 nucleotides. RefSeq lists its product as uncharacterized. The transcript has a single exon. NCBI's taxonomy places the organism in Eukaryota, Fungi, Ascomycota, Dothideomycetes, Pleosporales, Pleosporaceae. The record is from RefSeq and is a predicted model, not a curated record. Bases 1 to 606 code for a protein of 201 amino acids.